This is a messenger RNA of Cylicocyclus nassatus, 792 nucleotides long. The record is from the annotation of a GenBank genome assembly. NCBI's taxonomy places the organism in Eukaryota, Metazoa, Nematoda, Chromadorea, Rhabditida, Strongylidae.
AUGGACGUUGUAGUUAUCUGCCAUAACUAUACACUCGUAAUACCUAGUGCGUUUUAUUUAUUUGCUUACGUCGAGAAGCAGCAAGCCGUACCCGUCCAAGAAGCGCCAUCCUUCCAAAGUUUCUCCAACGAUGCCCCUCUUACGAAGCAGAGCGAAAUGGCAGCUGUGGAUGCCGCAGGGACAUCAAAACCUGACUUAGUAAAAGUAGGAGAGGUAGCCGAAUCCAUACUAAAUAGGCUAGGAUUUUCCACAAAAGAUGAAAAGAACGUGAGACGAGCACCAGUUCCUAGUGCUAUGUAUCAGACGGACGACCUCAAUGCAGUCAUUGCUGAAGCGAAUGCGAAUCGCGUUGAUCUGCAGGGUAUAGCUUCCGGGCAGAUUCCUGGACUAGCACCUAUUCCAGUACCUGGGUAUCCUGGACCGCAGGAUGUACCAGAAAUUCCUGGAGUAAAUACCAUACCUGGAUUGAGCAACUUCAACUACUUGGUAGGACAACUCUUCCCACAAAUGAUUCCACCAGCAAAUACACUCCUAGGAUCCUCAAUAAGUAGGAUCUUGCCUAAGGACUCGGCAAAGAACUUGGCUAAGGACGUGUUUAGAGCCGUUCAUCCAGCAGCUGAAAAUGUUGAUGUAGCCAGAAUGAUGGGUCGUUGGUUUACUGUAAUCAACUCUCCACAUGUGAUUCGUGAAGCUUGCACCGUACUCCACUUUGGUGCCCUUACGAACAACACCUAUUCUGCAUCUUUCACGACGCUGAAAUUCUACAGAGAAGGAAAUCCUAACGGUUCUCCA